Molecule: messenger RNA, 777 nt
Organism: Echinostoma caproni
Lineage: Eukaryota; Metazoa; Platyhelminthes; Trematoda; Plagiorchiida; Echinostomatidae
Source: the annotation of a GenBank genome assembly
AUGCCACAAGUCAAACCGGAUCCGGAUGGUGCGCUCAACACUUCGGGACCAUUCGCAUUCGGUAAAACCGUCAGUUCUGCCGACUGUGAGGUUACGGAGAGUACUACUGAAACGCCCUCUACAUCAAUAACUGGAUCCCACUCGGAAAAAUUGCCCGCUACCCGUGAUCGUAUUGCGGUUUCAGACGAAUCACAACAUACGGACAAACAAAAAUCCAGUCAAGCGUUGCGGCGCAUAGCUCCUAAACCGUACCAACCCCCAAUAGUACGGUUCCAUUCCCCGCUCACCACAUCACCGAAUCUUUCCGUGACACAUUCCACGAGUUUUGAUGCGGAUGGUUUCAUUUCGUUCGGUGGUUUUGAGCGAUACAUUCCCUCAAACAACCGGUCGAUGGACGUGCCCCGUGCUGAGUAUGCAAACACAAUUGUCCCACACAAAAAUAUCCACGUUUCCGGCAGAACCACAUUACGGCUAUACCAAGUUGUACCCAAAAGUCGCACCACUAUCUUUCUACCACAGCCCCAAAUAUUACUAUUGGUCGAAGACCAGACGGAACUAUUUCGAGAUCAGUACAUCGAAAAUCCACGUGGACCGGAUGGUAUAUGCACUUUGGGAGUUUUGCUCCAAAUCCAAUACAGACGAGGUCUCGUGCGUACCAUUUUUGAUCGAGUUAUCAUUAUCAUCGUACAGCGAGAUACAGUGAAGCGAACUACACUGAUCGCUGCGACGAUCGAGUUAGGAGACUGUGUACCCCGAAUAAUGUGGAAAGUGAGCUAA